Labrus mixtus (cuckoo wrasse) is the source of this 2458-nucleotide messenger RNA. It is a transcript of the gene pa2g4a, whose product is annotated as proliferation-associated 2G4, a. The transcript has 13 exons. The coding region runs from base 130 to 1305 and encodes 391 amino acids. The record is from RefSeq and is a predicted model, not a curated record. NCBI's taxonomy places the organism in Eukaryota, Metazoa, Chordata, Actinopteri, Labriformes, Labridae.
CAGCAGCAGCAGCAGGAGGCUGGUGUAUGCAGCAUGAGCAUCCGUCAAACCCUGUAGUCAGAGCCGAGAGGAGCUGCAGGGAACUGUCGCUGAUCAGGGCCGACUAGCGACCAAAACUUCACUGCCAACAUGUCCGACGAAGAGCAAGAGCAGACCAUAGCCGAGGAUCUGGUGGUGACCAAGUACAAAAUGGGCGGAGACAUCGCCAACCAGGCUCUUCGUCUGGUGGUGGGUACAGCCAAGCCGGGGGUGUCGGUGCUCAGCCUGUGUGAGAAAGGGGAUGAAUACAUCAUGACUGAGACGGGCAAGGUCUUCAAGAAGGAAAAGGAAAUGAAGAAAGGCAUUGCCUUUCCCACCAGCGUCUCAGUCAAUAACUGUGUUUGCCACUUCUCUCCCCUGAAGAGUGACCCUGACUACACACUUAAAGAGGGGGAUCUGGUCAAAAUAGAUCUAGGGGUUCACGUGGACGGCUUCAUUGCCAAUGUUGCUCACAGCUUUGUGGUGGGAGCCAGUAAGGAGAACCCGAUCACAGGCCGGAAAGCUGAUGUGAUCAAAGCGGCUCAUCUGUGCGCAGAAGCAGCUCUUCGCCUUGUUAAACCUGGUAAUCAGAACACUCAAGUGACAGAAGCCUGGAACAAGAUCGCUCAGUCCUUCAAAUGCUCACCGAUUGAGGGAAUGCUGUCUCAUCAGCUAAAGCAACAUGUCAUCGAUGGAGAGAAGACGAUCAUUCAGAACCCUUCAGACCAACAAAGGAAGGACCACGAGAAGGCAGAGUUUGAGGUACAUGAAGUCUUUGCUGUGGAUGUGUUGAUAAGCACCGGAGAAGGAAAGGCCAGAGAUGGAGGUUACAGAACCACUAUUUAUAAGCGGGACCCCAGCAAGCAGUAUGGCCUGAAGAUGAAAACAUCCCGUACGUUCUUCAGCGAGGUGGAACGCCGCUUUGAUGCUAUGCCCUUUACUCUUAGAGCCUUUGGGGAUGAAGCCAAAGCUCGGCUGGGUGUGGUGGAGUGUGCCAAACAUGAACUACUACAGCCUUUCAGUGUUCUACAUGAGAAAGAAGGAGAGUUCGUAGCUCAGUUUAAGUUCACAGUCUUGCUGAUGGCCAACGGGCCCCACAGAAUCACCAACGGACUCUUUGAUGCAGAGCUCUACCAGUCAGAGCAUGAAGUUCAGGAUCCAGAGCUGAAGACUUUACUACAGAGCUCUGCAAGCCGUAAAACACAGAAGAAAAAGAAAAAGAAGGCCUCAAAGACGGCAGAAAACGCAACUGGACAGCCAGCUGAGGAAACGGAAGCCGUAGAAUAAAUAAAUACUGUCUUUUCACACGCAAGACCCCAAAGAGAAGCAAGAGGAAACAUGACAAAUGAUUUCACUGUUUCAAACACAAGAUCUUUCAAAACGUAAUAAAUAUGACUCUGUUCUUUGUGGAUCGUAAACCCUUUGCUGCAUUUGGUGGGAGUAAAAUGUAAGAAUGUAAAAAUUGUUACUUUUCCCUCCUGGAUUAGGGAAUUAAAAAUAUUUGCAAACAGUUGAGCAACUUUGAAAAGGCUUGUUGCCAAAAGGUUAAUUGAGCAACUGAUGUCUUCUUUUAAAAAUACUCAAAUCUUUAGGUCCUCUUCAUGCUUGUUGUAAAUGCAGCUGCAUAUGAUAGUGGUCAUUUAAAGGAGUUUCAGAUGCUGUUGUACUUUGACAACAAGUUCUAAAAAGCUGUCUUAACUUCUUUGUGGUUAAAAAAACCCAAAUCUUUUAUUAGAAGGUUAAUGAGCACUUUGUCACCUCUUACCUGUGUAACAAAAAGCCGUGAAGAUGGGCGAACAUUUCAUAACACUUUGUUUUUUCUGAACAUCAUGCAGUAAAGGGUUAAAUCAUGAAUAUGUCUCACUUGUGAACUGCAACUUAAUGUACCAUGCUUACAGGGAUUAUACUAUAAUAGAUGUUGUAACCAGAGUAAAUGUUUGGAGGUUUGUCCUCAUAGGGCCUGUUCACGGCUCAGGCUGAAGCGAUGUGUUUUAACCACAAUAGAUUUUGUUAAAGCAAUAACCUGAACAGAAGACUGGAACAAUUGAAGUUUACAAGCCAGUUGCGAUCAGCUUGACUUUAGGGAACAAAAAUGCUACAUUUACUGCCAUUCCCCUUUGAAUUUUAUGAAAGGAUGGAAACCUUGAAGUUCCACUUUUGAACAAUUUUUCUAUCAGAUAUCUGUUAGUCAUACAUGUCAUUAGUCCUGUGAGGCAUGGAAACUGAAGCUAAAAAAAACUUUAUCAUGAGUUUCAUGGGUUUUUGUCAUGGACCAGUAUGAGAUCAUUUGAGGUCUGAGUUUCAUCCUCAGGUCUGUGACUGUUGGCAACAUUUGUCAACCAGUUGAACAUGUUGAGAAAAGUGAAAUCCUGCUUUGUAGCUCAGUCAUUGGGCAAUGUAACUUUACAUCUAUGAAAUAAAUUUUUCAUAAACAUUUUCA